UACAAAAUUGAACCGAGACCGAGAACAAACCAAACCAAACCAAUUCAGAUACUUCAUUCAAUUGCGUAAUGUAGCUUCAUACUUUGUAUCUAUCUAUAAAUAGUUUUGUUUCACAGGGCAUUCCAUUUCAUAAUCCUCCCCGUUUCCCGGAUCUCUCCUAUCUCAAAAAAAAAAACCCGACCCAUUUUACGCGAUCCAAACCGGGUCAACCCAAAAUGGACAAGCCAAGCUUCGUCAUCCAAUCCGAAGAAGCUGAAUCCGCCGCGACAAAACUCGGCGUCUCCGUCCUCCAGCUCCUCCCGACGCUAGUCAAAUCAGCGGAAUCCUACGCUCGAACUCCGAUUUCAAAAUUCAACGUCGCAACCGUCGGACUCGGAUCAUCGGGUCGGAUCUUCUUAGGCGUCAAUGUUGAAUUCCCAAAGCUCCCUCUCCACCACUCAAUCCACGCCGAGCAGUUCCUCGUCACCAACCUCACGCUCAACGGCGAGCGUCACCUCAAAAACUUCGCCGUCUCCGCCGCACCGUGUGGUCAUUGUCGUCAGUUCCUUCAAGAAAUCCGCGACGCGCCUGAGAUCAAAAUCCUAAUCACCGAUCCAAAAAACUCCGCCGAUUCCGAUUCCGCCGCAGACUCAGACGGAUUCUUACGCCUCGGAAGCUUCUUGCCUCACCGAUUCGGUCCCGACGAUCUUCUCGAGAAAGAUCUCCCUCUUCUCCUCGAACCUCACGAUAACGGUCUCGUUAUCUCAGAUCUCGAUUCGGUCUGUAACGGAAUCACCGAUUCCUUCGCCGAUUUGAAACAAACGGCACUAGCGGCGGCGAAUAGAUCGUACGCGCCGUAUAGUUUGUGUCCGUCGGGAGUUUCGUUGGUGGAUUGUGACGGGAAAGUGUACAGAGGUUCGUAUAUGGAAUCGGCGGCGUAUAAUCCUAGUUUGGGACCAGUGCAGGCGGCGCUGAUUGAUUACGUGGCUAACGGUGGUGGAGGAGGUUACGAGAGGAUCGUCGGAGCGGUGUUGGUGGAGAAAAUAGAUGCGGUGGUCCGGCAAAAGCAGACGGCGAGGUUGUUGUUAGAGACCAUAUCGCCGAAAUGCGAAUUCAAAGUGUUUCAUUGCUAUGCAGCUUAAAACGAGAGAAUCAUUUAAUUAUCGCAAAGACGAAAACGAAUAAUAUAAGAAAAUGUGACUUUUAAAAUUUUAUUUCAUACGCUAUAAUUGUUGAAAUUGAUGUGUGCUUCUCUCAAUGAUGAUGUGGAUAUAUUUAAAAAUAACGUUUAUGACACAUAUGAAUAUGAUAAGAAAAUAAGAUAAAGGUUUUUAUUA
Messenger RNA from Camelina sativa (false flax), 1316 nucleotides. Lineage: Eukaryota; Viridiplantae; Streptophyta; Magnoliopsida; Brassicales; Brassicaceae. The record is from RefSeq and is a predicted model, not a curated record.